AAGGUAAUUGGGGCCCACAAUACCCAAAAAUAAAAACCAAAAGCAGUCAUGGAAUCGCCACCGUCCAAAUUUGGAUCAUACGGCCCGUGUUGCUCCAGGAUCCAGAACCCCAUCGCCUUAUCCACUACCUCCCCUCCCAAUUCCCAAACCGAAAGCAUCAGCGUGUUCGCUCCCCGCGCGCCACCAGUCCACCGUCGCCGCAUCCUCCCGCCGGCCACUCCAAUGGAGGCCGUCCUACGACAUCCAUCGCUGUCCCGCCUCAAGCCUCCGAACCCGAACCCUCACAGGACGCCACCGCCAUCCCUCGCCUCCCCUUCUCUCCUCCGCCUCCGCGAGCGCCGGCUCACCGUCGCCGCGGUGUUCCAGGACCAGAAACCGAGAGAGCCAGCGAGCAAGGGGGGCGACGACGAGGAGGCGUACGGCGAGGUGGACCGCAUCGUCUCCAGCCGCACGAUCAAGAACCCGGUGUUCGCGGAGGACGGGUCGGCCACCACGUCCGUCGCCACGGAGUACCUCGUGGAGUGGAAGGACGGGCACGAGCCAUCCUGGAUCCCCGCGGAGGCCAUCGCCGCGGACGUCGUGGCGGAGUACGAGACGCCGUGGUGGACGGCGGCCAAGAAGGCGGACGCCGAAGCGCUGGCCGCGCUGCUCGCGGACGAGACGCUGCAGCGGGACCCGGACGCCGAGGACGCGCAGGGGCGCACCGCGAUGCACUUCGCCGCGGGCCUGGGCUCCGAGGAGUGCCUGCGUGCGCUCGCCGCCGCCGGGGCGGACGUGGGGCACCAGGAGCGUGCCGGCGGCGGGCUGACGCCGCUGCACAUCGCGGUGGGGUACGGCCGCGCCGUGGCCGUGCGCACGCUGCUGGAGCUCGGCGCCGACCCGGAGGCCCCCGACGGGCAGGGCCGGACGCCGCUGGAGCUGGUCCAACAGGUACUCGAGAAGACGCCUAAGGGCAACCCUGCGGCGUUCCAGCUCCGGCAGGGGCUGGAGGCGGCGGAGAAGGAGCUGGAGAAAGCCGUGUACGAGUGGGCCGAGGUGGAGAAGGUGAUCGACGGCCGCGGCGAAGGCAAGUGGCGGGAGUACCUGGUGGAGUGGCGCGACGGCGGCGAGAGGGAGUGGGUGAGGGCGCCGUGGGUGGCGGAGGACCUGGUGAGCGACUUCGAGGCCGGGCUGGAGUACGCCGUGGCGGAGGCCGUGGUGGACAAGAGGCCGGCGGCGGCGGAGGGCGGAGAGGAGAAAUGGGAGUACCUUGUCAAGUGGGUGGACAUUGAGGAGGCGACGUGGGAGCCUGCCGAGAACGUGGACGACGAGCUCGUGCAGGAGUUUGAGCUGAGGCAAUCAGGAUCCGCUGGUGGCGAUGGCAGCGCCACUGCUCCAUGAAGGUGGCCGCGUUUGCCUUCUUCUGAUGCUUGGAUCGAAUCCAGUGUUCAAAGUGGUGCCCAGGCAAUUCAUGUAUCAAUAGCAAUUUGAAUUUUGUAGUAGGACGGAACCUUUUUGUGAGUACCAUAAUUCGACCGAGAUUAGCAAUUUCAGCGGAUUUCAUCCAUGCUCACUCGGAAAUGAUUACCUUUUAAAUUC
Setaria italica (foxtail millet) is the source of this 1578-nucleotide messenger RNA. Its product is annotated as probable signal recognition particle 43 kDa protein, chloroplastic. NCBI's taxonomy places the organism in Eukaryota, Viridiplantae, Streptophyta, Magnoliopsida, Poales, Poaceae. The coding region runs from base 49 to 1380 and encodes 443 amino acids. Gene Ontology annotation, molecular function: protein binding. The transcript has a single exon. The record is from RefSeq and is a predicted model, not a curated record.